AUGCGAGGGAUAUGGAGCCUAGUGAUUACCCUAGCGGUAAUUCUACAAAUCGCUCUAGUAUCGGGAAAGGCGUUAUUACCACAAGAUCAACAUGCUCAGCAACAGUUAGAACAGAAAGGACAAACGAAUUCUGCUCAGAAACGAAUCGGAUACGAUUACCCUGCGCCGUCAAAUGAUUUAGUCAAUCCUUUCCAAGAUCAUGACAAUUUACAUCCACACGAUGGCCACCAUGAAGUUGUCGAUGAACAUGUUGAUGAAUAUCAUGGCCAUGACGACCACAGUCAUCAUUUAGAAGAACAUCAUAUUGAAGAACAUCAUGACCAUCAGGAUCACCACGAUCCCCACGACCACCACGAUCACCAUGAUCACCACGACCAUCACGAUCCUGGAUAUUGGAAGAAGAAGCUAAUAUGGAAACCAGGAUGGAAGAAAAUUUGGAAACCAGCCAAAAAACAAAUUUGGAAGCCAUCUUGGAAAAAGAUUUGGAAGCCAAUCUGGGUGCCAACGAAAGUGCCUGUGUGGAAAGAAAUCAAAGUUCCAGACUGGAAAAAAAUUUACAAGCCAGAAUGGAAACCUAUAAAAGUGCCCGCUUGGAAAGAAGUUAAGGUUCCCGAUUGGAAGAAAAUAACCAUUCCUGUUUGGAAAGAUAUUGUUGUUCCUGGAUGGAAAGAUAUUCAAGUACCUGCAUGGAAGAAACUAUGGAAACCAGAGUGGGUAAAGGUUGGUAUACCCGGCGAAAAAUAUUUAGGUAAAGAUCAUGAAGGUUGGGAAUAUACAUCUCACGACUUAUGGAAAAAAAAGUUAAUAUGGAAACCUUUAUGGAAAAAAUACUGGAAGCCAGCUAAAAAGCAAAUUUGGAUUCCUGAUAAAAAAUUAGUCUGGAAAGACCAGUGGAAGCAAAUAUGGAAGACAGAAAAACAAAAAAUUUGGAUUGAUGACAAGAAACUCGUAUGGAAAGAAGCUUGGCAGCAGAUUUGGAAGCCAUCGAAAAAACUAAUUUGGGUGCCCGACAAAAAGCUAGAAUGGAAAGAAGCAUGGAAACAGAUUUGGGUUCCGGACUGGAAAGAAAUUUGGGUACCAGGAGUAAAGAAGAUAUGGAGACCUGUAUGGAUAUCUGAGUGGUUCCCUUCGCCUGAUCAUCACGAACAUGUACACAGUUGGGACAGAAACGACAAUAGCUUAGCUGCCAGUCAAAAAUCAGUAGCAGUGCAACCAGCUCCACAACAACCACAACAGCAACAACAACAACAAUCAAUCUGGCAGUUUCCAAAAUAAUUUAUUAAAAGCUUAAGAUAUAGUCGUAUAUGUGUAAAUAUGAGUCAAAGAUUACCUUUUAAG
Nymphalis io (European peacock) is the source of this 1338-nucleotide messenger RNA. RefSeq lists its product as uncharacterized. The record is from RefSeq and is a predicted model, not a curated record. The coding region runs from base 1 to 1275 and encodes 424 amino acids. Lineage: Eukaryota; Metazoa; Arthropoda; Insecta; Lepidoptera; Nymphalidae. The transcript is spliced from 2 exons.